Messenger RNA from Aegilops tauschii subsp. strangulata, 933 nucleotides. RefSeq lists its product as uncharacterized. The record is from RefSeq and is a predicted model, not a curated record. Lineage: Eukaryota; Viridiplantae; Streptophyta; Magnoliopsida; Poales; Poaceae. Gene Ontology annotation, biological process: shoot system development; root development.
AUGGCAGUGGGGUUCCGCCGGGCGCUGGACGCGCUCACGUCGCCCAAGUCGGCCCUGCUGGAGUGCGCGCGGCCCAAGAAACUGUCCUCCUACGCGCGCGUCCGCUCCAUCAGCCUCCCCGUCCGCCUCCACCCGCUGGUGGCCGCGCUGCAUGACUCGGCGCGCGCGCUGCUCCGGUGGGCGGACGAGCCCGCGCAGACGGGCCCCGCGUGGGUCGCCGACGGGGCCGACCGGGCCGGGCAGGUGCUGGCGGGCCUCUCCGCCAUGCUCCACCACCCGCAGGCGCGGGACGCGCUCCGCCGGCCCUGGACGGAGCAGCUGCUCGACGACCUGCUCCUCCUCGCCGACUUCCACGGCUGCUUCAGGGACUCGCUCGUCGCGCUCCGCCAGCUGCUCAACGAGACGCACUCCGCCCUGCGCCGCCGCGACGGCGUGCGCCUCGCCGCGGCGCUCCGCGCGCAGCGCCGCGCCGCCAGGGAGCUCUCCCGCCUCGCCUCCUCCGCGCGGGACCUCUGCCACCGCGCCGCCCCCGACGACGACGUGGACGAGAUCACGCUCGCCGACGCCUUCGCGGCCGCCACGGCCGCCGUGGCCGCCGCCUCCGCCGCCAUCUUCUCCGGCCUGUCAUCCGCCUCGGCCGAGUCCGCCGCGAGCGCCGCCCCGUCCCCGAGGACCCCGACGCCCUACUCCCCCGCCCGCGCCCCCGCCAGCCCGAUGUGGCUGGUGACGGACCUCCUUCGCCGGCGGAGAACCGUGUCGUUCUCGUUCGAGGAAUACUGCAACGAGGAGGAGGAGGAGAGGAAGGCGGCCAUGGGCCGGGUGCGCGGCCUCGAGGAGUGCGUGGCCGCCGCCGAGGGCAGCGGCGAGCAGGUGUACCGCGCGCUCGUGAACGCCAGGGUGUCGCUGCUCAACCUGCUCACGCCCACAUUCUGA